GGGCAAGUUUGCAGACUUCUGUAGCAGAGUAGCACCAGAAACAACAGGCAGGCUCUUACGCAGACCAGGAAACGGCAGCAAGCGCACGCUUUAGCAGAAAAAAGAACUUAGUGUUUCAUCCAGUUUUUUCUUUACUACUACCUCUCAUCUGGUUUACUUUUUUAUUUUCUUUUUGAGGAUAGCUGUAAACUAAAGGCCAGCUGAAUGUAUAGCAUGAUGGAAACCGAGAUCAAAAGCGCGCAUCCGCAGCCCAACACGGGCUCUGCGGCGGGAGGCAACAAUGGUAAAAAUAACAGCGCCAACGACCAGGACCGGGUGAAGAGGCCCAUGAACGCCUUCAUGGUGUGGUCCAGGGGCCAGCGGAGGAAAAUGGCUCAGGAAAACCCCAAAAUGCACAACUCUGAGAUCAGCAAGCGGCUGGGGGCAGACUGGAAACUGCUGACAGACGCGGAGAAGCGACCCUUCAUUGACGAGGCGAAGAGGCUUCGAGCCAUGCACAUGAAGGAACACCCGGAUUAUAAAUACCGACCCCGCAGAAAGACCAAGACCCUGCUCAAGAAAGACAAGUACUCCUUACCUGGGGGGCUCAUGGCGCCUGGUGCCAACACUGUCAACGGCGCCGUCUCGGUGGGGCAGAGGAUGGACAGCUAUGCCCACAUGAACGGCUGGACCAACAGCGCGUAUUCCCUGAUGCAGGACCAGCUGGGUUACUCUCAGCACCCAAGCAUGAACAGCCCCCAGAUUCAGCAGAUGCACCGGUACGAGAUGGCCGGGCUGCAGUACAACCCCAUGAUGUCCAGCGCCCAGACCUACAUGAAUGCGGCUUCCACGUACAGCAUGUCCCCGGCUUACACCCAGCAGACGACGAGCGGGAUGGGCUUGGGCUCCAUGGCGUCGGUGUGCAAGUCGGAGCCCAGCUCGCCUCCACCGGCAAUCACCUCCCAUUCCCAAAGAGCGUGCCUGGGCGACUUGAGAGAUAUGAUUAGCAUGUACCUUCCUCCUGGUGGAGACGGUUCAGACCAUGCCUCGCUCCAGGCCAGCAGGUUACACAGUGUGCACCAACACUACCAGAGCGCUGGGACUGGCGUGAACGGUACGCUACCACUGACCCACAUUUAAAACAAGCAAACAAGCAAAGCGAAGAGACUUGAACUCCACAGUACUUUGGAUACUUGAACACUUUGUUCUCUGAAAACUGUGAAUCGGAGAAAUGUUAAACAAAAAAAAAAAGAGUAAUGCAAUUAUCUUUUUUCUCAAUUGAAACUGUCAGUUUUAAGAGUUUUUUUUUUUUUUUUCUGUU
Molecule: messenger RNA, 1300 nt
Organism: Acipenser ruthenus (sterlet)
Lineage: Eukaryota; Metazoa; Chordata; Actinopteri; Acipenseriformes; Acipenseridae
Product: transcription factor Sox-3
Exons: 1
Coding region: 205-1119 (304 amino acids)
Biological process (GO): anatomical structure morphogenesis; cell differentiation; regulation of DNA-templated transcription
Molecular function (GO): DNA-binding transcription factor activity, RNA polymerase II-specific; RNA polymerase II cis-regulatory region sequence-specific DNA binding
Source: RefSeq, a predicted model, not a curated record